UGAACUGUAGCUAACUUCAGACCUGUCAAAAUUCCAAUAUUUUUUUAUUUUUUUCUUAUUUAACAAAUGAGAAUCUAUAAUGUGAUAAUUUAAAACACAAUAAAAGUGUUUACUUUAUCGUUUUAACUUAAAAUUUGUGAAUUUUUGUUACUUUUUAACACUUUUACUGAUCUCAACGUUAGAGGUUAUGUUUCAUCUAGUUUCGUAAGACACUUCACUUACGUGUUAUUAUUUCUCGUAUGGUAUUUGUCCUACAAUAAGUGUAGUUAAAACAUAUUGAUAGUUAUUGGUUUUAAGUCUAUUUAUUGACCGCACAUUUGAAAUUCUAUUACAUACGGCAGAACUUUGGUGAUUUUUAACCAUGGCUACUAUGGAGGAAAAGAAAACCCUUAUAACUCGUAAUUUACAAGAAGUUUUGGGAGAUGACAGGCUUACAGAAAUCUUGAAGCAAAGGGAUCUUAAAAUAUACUGGGGCACAGCUACAACUGGGAGACCCCACGUCGCUUAUUUUGUUCCGAUGUCGAAGAUAGCAGACUUCUUAGUGGCUGGCUGUGAGGUGACUAUUUUAUUUGCGGAUUUACAUGCUUACUUAGAUAAUAUGAAAGCACCAUGGGAUCUGUUGAAUCUCCGUGUACAAUACUAUGAAGCUGCUAUCAAAGCCAUGCUUCAGUCCAUUGGGGUACCACUGGAUAAGUUGAAGUUUGUUAAGGGUACUGAUUAUCAGCUUAGCAAAGAGUACACCCUUGAUGUAUAUCGCAUGUCAUCUGUAGUCACAGACCAUGAUGCUAGAAAGGCUGGUGCUGAGGUAGUGAAACAGGUUGAUCACCCAUUACUCAGUGGUCUAUUGUACCCUGGCCUUCAAGCAUUAGAUGAAGAAUAUUUGAAAGUUGAUGCACAAUUUGGUGGAGUAGAUCAGAGGAAAAUAUUUACUAUGGCUGAAAAAUAUUUGCCUCAAUUAGGGUAUGCCAAAAGGGUACAUUUAAUGAAUCCUAUGGUUCCUGGUCUAACAGGUGGCAAAAUGUCUGCAUCUGAAGAGGACAGUAAAAUUGAUUUAUUAGACAACCCAGCAAAUGUAAAGAAGAAGUUGAAAAAGGCUUUCUGUGAACCUGGCAAUAUUACUGACAAUGGUGUUUUGUCUUUCACUAAAUAUGUUGUAUUUCCUUUGAUGAAGGGUGAUGAGACUUUCAAAAUAACUAGAGCACCAGAGCAUGGUGGUAAUGUCGAGUUUACUAAGUUUGAAGAUCUGGAAUCUGCUUAUGCUAAACAGGAAAUUCAUCCAGGGGACCUUAAGGCCAGUGUUGAGUUAGCCAUCAACAAACUCUUAGGUCCUAUUCAAGAAAUAUUCAAACAACCUCAUCUCCAAGAGUUAGCCAAGAAGGCAUACCCACCUCCAGCUAAAUCUAAAGGAAAUGCACAGGCGGCUGAUGAAAUAACACCUUCGAAACUUGAUAUUAGAGUCGGACGUAUAGUUGAAGUUUCAAGGCACCCGGAUGCAGAUGCUCUCUAUGUUGAAAAAAUAGAUUUAGGAGAGGAAGAACCUAGAACUGUUGUAUCAGGAUUGGUAAACUUUGUGCCUAUAGAAGAAAUGCAGAACCGAGAUGUAGUAGUUCUGUGUAAUUUAAAACCAGCCAAAAUGCGUGGUAUUGAAUCUAAAGGUAUGGUGCUAUGUGCUUCUGUUGAUGAGCCUAAACAGGUUGAACCCUUGUUGGCCCCAGAGGGCAGCAAGCCAGGUGAUAGAGUGGUUAUAGAAGGGUAUGAAACAGGAGAACCUGAUGAUGUUUUGAAUCCUAAGAAAAAGGUAUGGGAAAAACUGCAAGUUGAUCUAAAAACGAAUGAUGCUCUUCUAGCAGUAUGGCAAGACAAUAAAUUGAUUAGCAAAGUCAAUGGAAAUCCAGUUACUACUAAAUCAAUGAAGAAUGCUCCUAUUAAAUAGUUUACUUGUCAACUUAAACAGGCCAUUUAUUUUGCAUUUGUACAAUAAUUUGUAAUAAAUCAUAAAUAUUCUUUUAGCAGAGCAUAUUUAUUUUUAUUCUAAGUACAUGAUUUCACGAAUAAUAAAUAUUUUUUGUUAUA
Spodoptera frugiperda (fall armyworm) is the source of this 2073-nucleotide messenger RNA. It is a transcript of the gene TyrRS, whose product is annotated as tyrosine--tRNA ligase, cytoplasmic. Bases 362 to 1933 code for a protein of 523 amino acids. Gene Ontology annotation, molecular function: ATP binding; tyrosine-tRNA ligase activity; tRNA binding. The record is from RefSeq and is a predicted model, not a curated record. The transcript is spliced from 2 exons. NCBI's taxonomy places the organism in Eukaryota, Metazoa, Arthropoda, Insecta, Lepidoptera, Noctuidae. Gene Ontology annotation, biological process: tyrosyl-tRNA aminoacylation.